Molecule: messenger RNA, 937 nt
Organism: Sesamum indicum (sesame)
Lineage: Eukaryota; Viridiplantae; Streptophyta; Magnoliopsida; Lamiales; Pedaliaceae
Source: RefSeq, a predicted model, not a curated record
CAUCAUUUAUUAGCACCACAACCACAAGUAAUCUAAGUUGAAUCUGUCUCAAUAUCCCACCUUCCAUCAUAACAACAAACAAACCCACAUAUAAAAGUAGUACAAAUUUUACAUUUUCGGACACCAUUCCAACGUUGUCCACACUUCCACCAUAUCGUCAUCUCCUUCUUCAAGAAUUCAAUCUCUACUAAGGAAGAAAGAACGAAAAUGGUUCGCCCCAUAUCGAUGAUCCAUGUAAGUGAAGGCUUCUCCCCAAUCCCACUGGCAUUAGGCCUGUUUGUUUCGGUGUCUCUUCUUGUCGCCCUGUGUGCGAAACAUGCAAGGCAAGUCCCAAGAAAGUACGCCUCCAGCUCCAAGACGAGUGAUCAUCCAAACGCGGCUAAGUCGCCAUUACCGUCGCCUAAGCAGCUGAUCACAACUCUAAGCAACAAGGCCAUGAUUCAUGUCAAGAAAUCGUCGGAGUCGGGAGUUGGCCGGAAUGAUCAGGAGAGUGGAUUGUGGCAGAAGGCGAUACUGAUGGGGGAGAGAUGCCAGCCGCCGGAGUUCUCAGGCGUAAUAUAUUAUGAUUACUCCGGGAAUAGGAUUCCGGAGAUGCCCAAGUCGCCUAGAGCAACCUCCAUGGCCCCUUUGAAAAGUUUUGCUGCAGAAAAAUGAGAAUUCUGCCCACUCAUGUACAACAUGGAACUCUUCUUCUUUUUGUUGUUAAAACCUUAGCUUCUGGCCUAUUAACUAAGGACAUUAAGGGUUGUGUACCUGAUGCACGCGGAAAGCAAAGCGGACACCUUGUAGGAUCAAGAAUUCUUUGUUCGGUUCCUUCUCAGGUUCAGUCAUUGCAUCAAGCUCUGACGCCACACGCUUCAUGUAUUUCCGAGCAAGUUGUACUGAUGAAAGCUUGAUCUGCAAUGAGAUAAGCCGUUUACAUGUAGAUGAUCAUUUA